ACCGACCGUAAUGUACUCAAUUGGGCACCGAGUGAACAGCUCAAGUUUGGGCCAAAAGUCCGAGACAGCAUGUUGUUGGAGGCAGUGAGAUGGGAUUUGAACAGAAUGCGGGAGGAGCAUCCGCCCUCGAUCGAGAUUUCGCCCGAUCUUCUACGACUUGACCCGAUGGCGGAACGGGACGUGGAAGCCGCCUCCACUGGCCAGACGACGGAACUCGUGGACACGCUAUCAAAGCAUCUACAAGUUUGCAGACAUCAAGCGUCACGACCUGCUCUUCUGGAAGAUGAUCCAGACAAGAUGCUCGUGACGGAAUUCCGAAAUGUGGUGGUUGAAUUGGCCAUUUUGGCGGGAUUUCUGAAAUUCCAGCCAUCUAUGCCCAAACAUUGGCGUCACAUGGCUGAUGGGUUGCCGCAAUCGUUGUCAACCCCGAGGCAAAAGAGUGAGAUGCGCUUCGGGCCGAACAUUCGAGACAGCAUUUUGCUGGACGCCAUUCGAUGGGACCUCGAGAACUGGUGGUCGCAGAAUAGCGCCGAAGUGUCCGAUGCUUGGACGCCCAGCGCCUCGGAGGAGACAGAAGCAGAGGCGGAUGACCACAAGAAGGAAAUCGGCGUAAGUCAAAAAAUACUCAUCCUUAAUCUCCAAAAGUUUUCGCGACUGGGCUUCACCAAUACCUCAGAAUCCCUUACAGCAUCCAAGAUGAGAUUAUCUAUUUGUGCUGUUCUAUGGACAAUGCGCGAAGAUGCCAACCAAAAUGGUACUUGGCGAAUGUUAAUUGCUGUCUUGAAGGCAGACGAACGGCAGAGUAGGCAGCACCAUCCAGAGGGCUCUUUGGGAGAGUAA
Messenger RNA from Protopolystoma xenopodis, 840 nucleotides. The record is from the annotation of a GenBank genome assembly. NCBI's taxonomy places the organism in Eukaryota, Metazoa, Platyhelminthes, Monogenea, Polystomatidea, Polystomatidae.